Messenger RNA from Megalobrama amblycephala (Wuchang bream), 1636 nucleotides. RefSeq lists its product as uncharacterized. The coding region runs from base 659 to 1279 and encodes 206 amino acids. Gene Ontology annotation, molecular function: protein tyrosine kinase binding; MHC class II protein binding. Gene Ontology annotation, biological process: interleukin-15-mediated signaling pathway; positive regulation of ERK1 and ERK2 cascade; T cell activation. The record is from RefSeq and is a predicted model, not a curated record. The transcript has 5 exons. Gene Ontology annotation, cellular component: membrane raft; external side of plasma membrane. NCBI's taxonomy places the organism in Eukaryota, Metazoa, Chordata, Actinopteri, Cypriniformes, Xenocyprididae.
UUAUUCUUGCACACAUUCACGUUGUGAUCUCAUGUGUAUUGAUACAUACAGAUCAUACUGUAUUAUUCCUGAUACUGGACAUAGAGUCACUCAAACAUCUGAUGAUCAACAAUUAUCUUCAUAUUCAGAGAUUUCAACAGCUACAUGAUCAAGACAAAUACUUUAUUCUGGAGAGAGUAAUGUUUGUGUUAAUGAGGGAAAAAAAGACUUUGAUUCUUCUGCUGGUAUGUUUUAAUUUAUUAAUAUAGAUCAUAAUGAUCAUUCAAAUGUACUCGUGUUUCAGAUACCAGUGGAGUGAGUUCUGAUGUGUUCAUCAGUUCUGGUGAAAAUGUCCAUCUGUCCUGUAAUAACUCUCUUUCUGACUGUGAAUCAACUACAUGGAUCUACUUUAACAGAUUCAGACAUUCACCAGCAGUUGAACUGAUUGAUCGAGGAAAGAAGAAAGACACAGAGAGAUAUGAGAGACUGAGUCUGGGGUCUGACUGCUCUCUGAACAUCAAGAACGUCACAGAAGAAGAUUAUGGAUAUUACAGAUGCAGACAAUAUGUGAAUGGACAACAACAAGGAACUGAUGAAUGUGUUUUUCUGCAUGUUCUUCAUGGUGAGUUUAUGAUUAUAUGAUCAACUUAAAAAGAGCAGAUUCUCCCUUUAAACUCAGAUGAUGAUUGAAGAGUCUGUGAUUUGUGUCUUGUGUUCAGUUUCAGUGUCUCCAUCAUCAUCUUCAUCAUCAUCCUCACAGACUGAGAUCAGUCCAGGCCGCUCUGUGACUCUCUCCUGUCAAUUGUAUUCAGUUUUCUGUGAUUAUUGGGUUCGUUCUGAGGGACUUCAGCUGUCAUGGGUGAAUCAGACUGGUGUUGAUCUGAAGACAGACUCCAGAUAUCAGAUAUUAUUCUCAUUAGAUCACUGUAUCAUCACUCUGACAACAACACUUCUGAAUGAAGAUGACAACAGAGAGUGGAGAUGUCGGCUUACUCUCAGAAAUCAGUCCAAGACCUCAGUCAGAUACACUGUCAAGUAUUCAGUCAGCAGCUCAAACUCUGAGAAGAAAUCAAGCCAAACUACAGCAGCAGCUCCUACACAAGAUCCAGCUGACACAGCAUCAGAAACUGAAGUCAGUGUGACUGCUGGAUCAUUAUUCAGAGUGAUUGUGAUGAUUGUUGAGAUGGCAGUGUUUGCUGCUCCUACUGUGAUUCUUCUUCAGAUCAUCUGUGCAAGAAGACCUGGGAGGAAGGACUCGCAGCACCCAGAGGAAAUAGAGAUGCCUACAAUAUUACAAUAAAAUACUGCUGAGUUUGGAGACGAUCUGAAACAAGAUUUAAAACAGCAAAAACUCACAGAGGAUUGUUCAUCGUUUGAUUUUCUUCUCAGAAAACAGAAAAAAAUCCCUGAAGAAGUUUAGAUUAAAAUAUAUUUUACAAAUAAAAAAGGCCAGAUUUAUGUUCAUUUAUAUGGUUUGAUGGAUGUUUUCCUACAGUGUUGAAUGUCAUUUUCUUGUGGUUCAUAUAUAAACUGCUUUAAAUAUAAUAUUAAAUACAGUAAAGGACAGACUGUUUGUUCUGUGUGAUGAAGAUGAUUUAGUGAUUCUUUUCAUUCCUGUUUGUAGCAUCUUUUUGUCAUUUUUUGAAUGAUUGCUUCU